Galleria mellonella (greater wax moth) is the source of this 10967-nucleotide messenger RNA. RefSeq names its product neurogenic locus Notch protein (gene N). The coding region runs from base 260 to 7663 and encodes 2467 amino acids. Lineage: Eukaryota; Metazoa; Arthropoda; Insecta; Lepidoptera; Pyralidae. Gene Ontology annotation, molecular function: protein binding; calcium ion binding. Gene Ontology annotation, biological process: Notch signaling pathway; cell differentiation; heterophilic cell-cell adhesion. The record is from RefSeq and is a predicted model, not a curated record. The transcript is spliced from 33 exons. Gene Ontology annotation, cellular component: protein-containing complex; plasma membrane.
UGUGUAUUUACGAACAAAGCCGUCAGAUGCGAACAGGACGCGGCUGCGCAUGUUCCUACCGGGCUUUACGUUUUUUUCAAACCGUGUUUUACCGCUAAAAUGACAAAUUCCGGAUUGUUUUCGACGUAACAACAACUCAAAAACAAAAUGAAGUGUCAGUUCUUACAUUUAGUUCCGUGAGUGUUGAUUAUUCAGUGGUUAAACGACAGCAGAAGUAAAACAAAUGUGUGUGAUCCAUGUGUGAAUAUUGUGCUACAAAAUGUGGUCGAGAGACUUUAUACCGGAUUAUGGGAUUAAAUUGCUCUUCUUUGCUGUUUUGGUGUCGACACUAGCCGCCAGGAUCCAUGGUGUCGAAGGUUUCGUGUCGUGUUCGCCGUCGCCGUGCAAAAAUGGAGGGACCUGCUUAUCUGCAACUAGAGGGGAAUACUUCUGCAAUUGCACAUCCCGUUACGCCGGUGAAUUUUGUCAGCACCUCAACCCUUGUCACAGUGAAUCGAGUCCGCGAUGUCAGAACGGUGGAUCCUGCAGGGUGCGACCCGGUGCCGGCGGUGGUCCUCCAUCGUUCGCCUGCGACUGUCCAUUGGGGUUUAGUGCGUCACUGUGCGAGAUAAGUGUACCUGCUGCUUGUGACUCUGCACCAUGCCUCAACGGAGCUACCUGUCGGCUAACGUCGCUUGAUACGUACGAGUGUGACUGCCUUCCCGGUUAUACAGGUGCCGCAUGUUCACACGAGGACCAUUGCGCGUCGCAACCCUGCCGCAAUGGAGGGCGUUGCGUUGCGGACAAUACAACGGCUGCUGGCUACUCUUGCGCCUGUCCACCGGGUUUCACAGGCCCGCGGUGUACUGAAGAUGUAGUGGAAUGCUCGAGCGGCUCAGGGCCGUGCCACCACGGGAGGUGCUUCAACACACACGGAUCGUAUACUUGUGUGUGUGACCCGGGAUACACCGGACGGGAUUGUGACGCGGAGUACGUUCCUUGUGAGCCGUCUCCGUGCCUGCACGAUGGAAAGUGUACUCCGUUGGAUCAGCUUAGAUACGAAUGCGACUGUCCUACUGGAUACCGAGGUCAGAACUGCGAGAUCGAUAUCGACGAUUGUCCCGGGAACUUGUGCCAGAACGGCGCCACGUGUGUGGAUGCCCUGAACGGUUAUACCUGCGCGUGCCCACCAACUUUUACCGGGACAAGAUGCGAGACCGACGUCGACGAGUGCGCUUUGAGACCUCUGGUAUGCCAGAACGGCGCGACUUGCACCAACUCGGUAGGCGGCUUCUCUUGCAUCUGCGUCAAUGGUUGGACUGGACCGGAGUGUUCGGUGAACAUCGACGACUGCGCAGGCGCCGCUUGUUUCAAUGGCGCCACAUGUAUUGAUAGGGUCGGCUCUUUCUACUGCAAAUGUACUCCUGGAAAGACUGGUCUAUUGUGUCACCUAGACGACGCAUGCACCUCAAAUCCAUGUCAUGCUGAUGCUAUUUGCGAUACGAGUCCUAUCAACGGCUCUUAUACUUGCUCAUGCGCAUCAGGUUACAAAGGUCUCGACUGCUCUGAAGAUAUUAAUGAGUGCGAACAAGGUUCUCCAUGCGAACAUGAUGGUAUUUGCGUUAACACUCCUGGCUCUUUCGCUUGCAACUGCUCAGUCGGCUUCACCGGACCACGCUGCGAGACCAACGUGAACGAAUGCGAGAGCCACCCUUGCAGGAACGACGGCUCCUGUCUCGACGAUCCUGGCACCUUUCGAUGUGUCUGCAUGCCUGGCUUUACGGGUAUCCAAUGUGAAGUUGAAAUAGACGAGUGUGCCAACGACCCGUGCCUCAACGGUGGGGUUUGCCAUGACAUGAUCAACGCUUUCAGGUGCACAUGUGUCAUCGGUUUUACCGGCGCCCGAUGCCAAGUGAACAUCGACGAUUGCGCAUCGAGCCCGUGUCGGAACGGAGGAACCUGCCAUGACUCCAUCGCUGGCUACACUUGCGAGUGCCCUCCUGGUUACACUGGAAUGUCGUGCGAAACGAACAUCAACGAUUGUCUCUCGGCACCGUGCCACCGAGGCGAAUGCAUUGAUGGUGACAACAGCUUCACCUGCAACUGUCACCCCGGGUACACUGGCCGGGUUUGCCAGACUCAGAUCAACGAGUGCGAGUCCAAUCCUUGCCAGUUUGGAGGACAUUGUGAAGAUUUGAUAGAUGGCUACCAAUGUCGCUGCAAGCCGGGAACCUCGGGCCGCAACUGCGAGAUCAAUGUCAACGAAUGUUAUUCGAACCCAUGUAGGAAUGGUGCUACUUGCAUAGAUGGCAUUAACAGGUACACAUGCGAGUGUAUACCCGGUUUCACUGGCCAACACUGUGAGACUAACAUCAACGAAUGCUUACCAAACCCGUGCGCCAAUGGCGGGAAAUGCAUCGACAGGAUCAAUGGAUUCCAAUGCGAAUGUCCAAGGGGAUACUAUGAUGCUCGAUGUUUGUCUGAUGUUAAUGAAUGUGCUUCAAAUCCAUGCACAAAUGGUGGGAGCUGCGAGGAUGGUGUCAAUCAGUUUAUUUGUCACUGUUUACCUGGUUAUGGAGGACAACGUUGUGAGCGCGAUAUCGAUGAGUGCAGUUCAAAUCCAUGCCAACACGGGGGUACCUGCCAUGAUAGACUCAACGCUUACAAGUGCGACUGCAUACUAGGUUUUACCGGUGUAAACUGCGAGACUAAUAUCGACGAUUGCGCUGGCAACCCGUGCCUGCACGGCGGCUCCUGCAUCGACCUUGUCAACGGUUACCGCUGCGUCUGCGCACCGCCACACUCCGGCCGCAACUGCGAGAACACACUCGAUCCCUGCACGCCUAACCAGUGUCGACACGGCGGCCGCUGCGUGGCGGAGGCGUCGUACGCAGAGUUCACGUGCCAGUGCCCGGUGGGCUGGACGGGUGCGCUGUGCGAGCGCGACGUGGACGAAUGCCUGGUCACGGCACCGUGCCACAACGAGGCCACCUGCAUUAACACUGAGGGCUCGUACGCUUGCCUGUGCGCGCGCGGCUACGAGGGCAAGGACUGCGCUAUUAACACCGAUGACUGCGCUUCAUUCCCAUGCCAGAACGGCGCCACUUGUCUGGACAGCAUCGGCGACUACAACUGCAUGUGCGCAAGUGGGUUUGCCGGCAAGCACUGCGAAGUGGACAUUGACGAAUGCCAAUCCAGGCCAUGUAUGAACGGCGCCACUUGUAACCAGUACGUGGCCUCAUACACGUGUACGUGCCCGCUCGGUUUCUCCGGGAUCAAUUGCCAAACAAACGACGAAGACUGCACCGACUCGAGCUGCAUGAACGGCGGCACCUGCAUCGAUGGGAUCAACUCGUACAACUGCUCCUGUCCCCCUGGCUACACUGGCUCCAACUGUCAAUUCCGCAUCAACAUGUGCGACAGCUCGCCCUGUGCCAACGGCGCCACCUGUCACGAUCACGUGACAUACUACACAUGCCACUGUCCAUAUGGCUAUACUGGGAAACACUGUGAUGCUUUUGUCCAGUGGUGCGAAAAUGACCCGUGUGAGAACGGUGCAACGUGUUCCCAAAAGGGGCCACAGUACACGUGCACCUGCGCUCCUGGCUGGUCCGGAAAGCUUUGCGAUGUCGAAAUGGUGUCGUGCAACGAUGCCGCUAUUAGGAAAGGUGUCAAACUGAAACAGCUGUGCAAUAAUGGCACUUGCGAAAACAUUGGCAACUCACACCGCUGUCAUUGCCUCGACGGAUACACCGGCUCCUACUGUCAGAAAGAGAUCAACGAGUGUGACUCUGCUCCUUGCCAGCAUGGCGCCGUUUGUAAGGACCUCGUUGGCACCUACCAAUGUACCUGCGCUAAAGGCUUCCAGGGACAGAACUGCGAACUCAACGUCAACGAUUGCUUGCCGAAUCCUUGCCAGAACGGGGGCACCUGCCACGAUCUCAUUAACAGCUUCUCAUGCUCAUGUCCCUUCGGAACCCUUGGCAAAAUCUGCGAAAUAAAUGUGAACGAUUGCAAACAAGACGCGUGUCAUAAUAACGGAACGUGCAUUGAUAGAGUUGGAGGUUUUGAGUGCAAGUGCCCUCCGGGUUUCGUCGGGCCACGAUGUGAGGGCGAUAUCAACGAAUGCCUGUCAAAUCCCUGCUGGGCUCCAGGCACUCAAGAUUGUGUACAACUAGUCAACGAUUAUCAUUGCAACUGUAAAACUGGAUACAUGGGUAGACAUUGUGAUGCCAAAGUGAAUUUCUGCGCGAAUUCGCCCUGUCAAAAUGGAGGUAUUUGCACUGCGAUACAAGGAGGGCAUGAAUGUCUCUGCAAUGAAGGAUUCUAUGGUAAAAACUGCGAACAUUCGGGCUACGCUUGUGAUUCAAAUCCAUGCCAGAAUGGUGGUUAUUGUAGAACAUCGGAAAUAGGAGAUUACGUUUGUGACUGUAUGUCUGGAUUAUCUGGGGUAAAUUGCGAGAUAGAUUCCAUGAAUGAGUGUCUUAGUAAUCCAUGCAAACAUCCUGAAGCCCGUUGUAUAGACAAACCUGGGGACUACCUUUGUUACUGUCCGACCCAGUGGACUGGCAAGAACUGCGAUAUCCACGAUUCUCAUGCUAGAGGAGGCUACGGAAGUCCAAUACCAGGAAUGAAGAAUCCGAACAUGAAUCUCUCACCCGAACGGGUUCUCGAACUCGACUUGGCUUUCCAAAGAGAAAACUGUGUAAAAUUAGGUUGCAAAGAGAAGCGCGGUGAUCACCGAUGUGAUGAGGAAUGCAAUACUUACGCUUGUGAAUUCGAUGGUAACGACUGUUCAUUGGGUAUAACGAAUCCUUGGGCAAAUUGUACAGCUCCUAUCAAGUGCUGGGAGGUGUUCAUGAACGGUGAAUGCAAUGAAGUCUGUAACACACAAGCUUGUUUGUUCGAUGGCAGAGAUUGUGAGAAAUCCUUGCAAAAAUGCAACCCUAUAUACGAUGCGUACUGUCAGAAGCACUAUGCUAACGGACACUGUGACUAUGGAUGCAACAAUGCUGAGUGUAAUUGGGAUGGGUUAGAUUGUGAGAAUGAACCACCAGAAUUGGCUGAAGGAGUCAUGUCUGUCAUAUUACUAAUGGACAUGCAGACGUUCAAAGAAAAUUCUGUUGCGUUUUUGCGAGAUUUGGGCCAUCAGUUGCGAACGACAGUUCUGAUAAAGAAGGAUCAUUCUGGCAAUGAUAUGGUGUACCCGUGGCAAGGGACUAGGGACCUCGGUAUUCAGGAUACGGAAAUUGGAAAGAAACAUCAUAUAAUUUACACUGAGAGGGCUCAGCAAGGAGUACACGUAUAUUUGGAAAUUGACAACAGGAAAUGCACCACUAUGUCUGGUUCAGAGUGUUUCUUCUCUGCGCGGGAAGCAGCCGAGUUCUUAGCUGCUACAGCGUCAAAGCACUCACUUUCACCGGAUUUCCCCAUUUUUCAAGUAAAGGGAGUGACCACCCCGACCGAUGAAGUUCCGACAAAUUUCAAAUAUGUUUUUAUCGGCGUCAUAUUAGUACUCCUUGCAGGUUUGUUUAUCGGGGUAUUAGUGACCGCUCAGAGGAAACGCGCUGCAGGCGUGACUUGGUUCCCGGAAGGAUUUAUCCGUACAAAUUCUUCUUCGAGACGUCGCUCCCGACGCCGUGGGCCAGAUGGACAAGAAAUGAGGACAUUGAACAAAGGAUCGAUGGGCUGUAUUGAUCUGGAUAUCAAUGGGGGACAUAUGGGGCCACCACAUUGGUCGGAUGAAGACGACGAUGGAUCAGUUCCUCCGCGAGCGAAGAGAGCACGUGGACCUGGAGAUACCAACGGAGCUCCAGGUGGCUAUGCGUCAGACCACACCGUUAUUACGGACUAUGAAGAAGCUGGUCACGACUCCCGUGUAUGGACACAACAGCACCUAGACGCGGCAGACAUUAGAGUACCGCCGAGCAUGAUGACACCACCCGCCAUACACGAUGGUCACGUGGACGUAGAUGCCCGUGGACCCCUCGGUAUGACCCCGCUAAUGGUAGCCGCGGUCCGCGGCGGUGGUCUGGAUACCGGCUCUGAUGCUGAAGACGAGCAGACAGCACAUAUCAUAUCGGAGUUGGUUGCACAGGGCGCACAAUUGAACGCCGCUAUGGAUAAGACGGGCGAGACUAGUUUACAUCUAGCUGCAAGAUACGCCCGCGCCGAUGCAGCGAAACGUCUACUGGACGCCGGCGCAGACGCAAACUCCCAAGACAACACUGGACGGACGCCAUUGCACGCGGCAGUCGCCGCUGAUGCUAUGGGCGUCUUCCAAAUACUACUCAGGAACAGAGCAACCAAUUUGAAUGCCAGAAUGCACGAUGGGACUACACCUCUCAUAUUGGCUGCUAGGCUAGCUAUAGAGGGCAUGGUCGAGGACCUGAUCAACGCUGACGCUGAUAUCAAUGCAGCGGACAACAGCGGCAAGACAGCGCUUCAUUGGGCUGCGGCUGUCAACAAUGUCGACGCUGUUAACGUGCUUUUGAUGCACGGCGCGAACAGAGACGCGCAAGACGAUAAGGAUGAAACACCACUCUUCCUUGGAGCGAGGGAAGGUUCAUAUGGCGCCUGCCGAGCACUGCUCGAUGCGAUGGCGAAUAGAGAGAUUACAGACCAUAUGGAUCGGUUGCCAAGGGACGUGGCGCAGGAGAGGAUGCACGACGAUAUUAUGAGGCUGCUCGAUGAGCACUGUCCAAGGCCACCGCCGCAGCAUCAUCAUCUCAUGCCAUCCCCAAACCCACACCCUCAGCUGCUAAGCCAGCCUACAGUGAUCAGCGCCACAGCCGCAAAAGGAAAACCCAAAAAGCCUCGGGCAAAGGCCGGCCCCGACAGUCCGCAAGACCAAGUGUAUGACAACAACAAUCUACAACACACGCAGAUUAGACGGUACAUCAACAGGAAGCCGAGUGUAAAAAAGAACAAUAAGAAAGUGGCACAAGAGGUGCCACAGAGUGUCGAGAGUCUGGGCUCUAGUCUCAGCCCUGUUGAAUCGCCACUCCAAAAUUUACAGGACAUGCCGUCGCCAUACGACGCGACGUCGCUGUAUUCGAAUGCGAUGGCGCAGUUCGCCGGCAUUGAGCAGCUCAUGCAGCACAAACAGCCGCCCAGCUACGAGGACUGCGUUAAGACGGGUCAGACGAUGCAGCAGACGUACGGCGGCGGCGCGCUGGGCGCGUCGUUGUCGCCGCCCUACUCCAACCACUCGCCCACGCACAGCAACCACACCACCUCGCCGCACGCCUACAUAGGAUCCCCAUCCCCGGGAAAGUCGAGGCCGUCGUUGCCGACGUCGCCGGCGCACAUGGCGGCCUUACGCCAUUCGCAUCAGUCGCACCAGCAUCAGCUCGACGUUGCUGCGUAUUCUGCGCUUGCGCAUCUCAGCGCUGCGAACGGACAACAGAACCCUCAGCUGCAGGCUAUGAUGACGCACCCGGCUGUGCUUGGACAGGUCCAAGGUGGGCAGCAUCCUGCCCUCAAUAGCAUAAGUCUAUAUGGUUGGCACAUCGCAGAAUCGUUCCCCACACCGUCGCCGGAGUCGCCAGACCACUGGUCUACGCCCUCCCCCCAGACGCCGCUAACCCAAUCCCCCCACUCGGACUGGUCCGACCGCGCGGCACUAUCGCCAAACGACAUUCAACAGACCAACAAAGGGGGCACAGAAGCCAUCUAUAUAUAAAAUAGUUUGUUAUAUCGUAUGUAUGUUUUGUUAUGUUCAAAUUGACUGUGGACUAUGGCUGUACGCCAAUAAAAUUGUACAGAGAUAUUAAUGGCGAUUUGUACAGUUCGCGGCAAAUAAUUCGAACAAGACCAGACCAUAGACAAUGAAUUGCGAUGACGGGUUUGUACGCAAAAUUUGUACUCGAGUCACGUGGUAUUGAUGUGUUCAAGUUUUUUGCCGGUAUCUUUAAAAUGUAAUAUUUUAGCGGUAAACGGUUGACAUCGGAAAGUUAUGUGAUUAACUACGCAUAUCAAGGCGUAUAAGUAUUAUUGGAGAGAGAACUUUUGAUUAUUACCGAUAUGGUAGAACGAAUAAAUAGUACAGUCAGCUCAGCAUCCAAUAAACCACGACUACAAUGACACGAUUGUUUAAAUAUUACGCCAGGUCAUCCCAUAAAUGACAGGCAAGUGAAUUUUAAUAAAUUAAUAAUUUUAGUAUCAUCAAUAAAUGAAUAUUGAUAAAUAAAUAUUUCGGAUAUCCAACUCUCAAAUAUAUUAUACUAUAUUUGAUGCAGACUGUACAAGAGACAAUUAUGCAAUAAAAAAUAAACUAGUUAAAACUAGAAAAAAUAUUAUUGUAUGCAAGCAAAAUGAGAUAAAGUAUCAAGUCCUCUUUGACUUAAAAAAGAUUUUAUUAUUAGACUGUAAAAAAAAAAUAAAGAAUUGUAAUUAGUGACUAUUCCUUUCACGUUAUGAUAAAAAUAAAAAAAAAAAAAUAAGAGAACUAAAGUAACGAACUAGGACACGUAGAAAUCUCAAGGUGCUAGAGUGCCGUAGUAUAGACUGAUUUGUACAGCAAUGACUCUAGAAUUCUAGAUUAACAUAGUUUAGCGCACUAAUGAUGCACUAACUUAUAAUCUCGCCACGUGAAAAGACUUGUCGGUGUAUUUUAACUUUUCUAAAUAAAAAAAAAUCAGAAAGUUUGUUUAUGGAACAAUCAUUUUUUUUUUCAUUUAUUGUGACUUUGGCGAAAGCCAACAGCCAAAAAGUAAAAAUAUGGAACAAUCAAUAGAUUUCUUAUUUACUUUUUUUUUAUUAGAGACAGGAUUUUAUUCCUCUUUUAAAAAUGGUAGAAAAAGAAUAUUAAUUUUGUCUAUGAUUGUAGAAAAAUAGUCUUUCGAACAAUACACCGAAACUUUAAUAACUAUUGACAUUUUUAUGAUACAUAAAUUGUUGUUGUUGAAUGUUUUUUUUUUAUUUACUUGUUUAUAUGACUCAGUGUUUUGAAUCCUUAAUUUUAAUUGAAAUGUUUCGCAUAUGAGAUUGUUUUGCGUAAUAUCCGUGAAGGGAAAUUAUUUAUGUGUGAUUCUUUAGCGCCUAAUUUUUGUAAUGUAUACUGUAGAGUAUUUAGAUUUAUUUAUUCUGUGUCUAGAGCUGAUAUAGAAAAUGGGUUAAAAAGAAAAUUUUAUUGUUUUUAUUUUUUAAACUUUGAACUAAAGAAAUUGAAUACCAAGCCAUGUUUAAACGCAUGUUUAUUUAAAAAAAAAGUACACUGUAUUUUUUUACAAAACCCAUAUAUAAUAUCAGUGCUAGACACAGUAUUUUUAGAAUUAGGAUAAGCUAUUUGGAUCUGAGAUUGAUGCUAUAUGAAAUGAUAGUCAAACUAUUUCGUUCCUUCAAAUGAAUUUUAUCAUAUUGAGUUUUUGUUUUCAAAGGCACCAAUCUCGGUUUCAAUAAUUUAAACAGAAGUUUUCUUCCGAAUGUUCGAUCCAUUCCAAUGUUACUUCCAAUAAAAUUAGACGGUGGCAACUGAAAUAGAUAUUUUUAUAUCAAAAUAAGCAAUAAAUUUUACAUAUUAAGUACGUUAGUGAAGUUCUAUUUUUAAAAUUGUACAUAAAAAUAAAUGAACAGUUCCAACUCUAAUAUUUUUUUGUGUAUUUCCAAUAAACACGAUGUUUGUACUUGUAAGAUCUCAUCAUUCCAUCUAUCUAUCUAUCUAUCUAUCCUAUUUAAGAGCUGCGCUCUUGUCGGUGGAGCUCUUGCCACUCACUACGAUUUUCAGCGAGUCUCUUUACCUCUUGAUACGACACGAUACCAAUCUUUUCUAAGAUCUGCCUGCUGUAUACCUUGGUCUCCCUCUUUCCCUCAUUCCUUCUAUCUUACCUUCUAUUAUAAUGUUCAUAAGUUUGUCAUGUCGUAUCAAGUGUUCUAACAUUUUUUCCCUCCUCAUCAUUCCAUAAUCGCUUUAAAUUGAAAGUUUUCUAUUAUUAUCUAUAUAAUUAUUGGGACCACAAUAAAUGCUCAAUUUGUUUUCGGAACUCCACAACUUGUAUGAUAUUAUUUUUAGUGUUAAUUCUUAUAAGUUUAAAAAACUUCUGACGUUUCGUGUGAAACGAUAACAUUAUUGUAAAUAGUAUUUUUAUCGUUUUUUUUUUAUAUAAUAUUUAAAUUCGAACGAGAAUGAUCUUCUUAGUUGUAUUAGUUGUAGUUAUAAUUUUAUGUAUUUUUUUUUUGUGUCAUCGUAAAGUGCCAAGGAGCCAUUUUGAAAUCCACUGUUUAGUACCCUUUGUCGACAGAUUAAAAAAAUAGUGAUAAUAAUUGUGUAUUGCUAGUGGAUAGAUUAAGUAGGAUACCAUAAGCGAAACGCGUGCUUCCUUAAAUGCAUUAUUAUCUAAAUAAAAUGCCUAUAAAUAAAUAAAUAUAAAGAGGGAGGAACGUUACUAUCAGAUCAGGUACAAAAUAAUUUACUGUUUGUUUUCGAACGUCAAUUCGAAUUUUAAAUACAUUCCGAUUUCAUAAUCAUUCCAACAUGAAUAUUGAAGUGCUUUAUAAACAAAUGACACGUUUAUUUUGUGUAAGGCCAGUUUGUUCUUUUUUUUUUAAUAUAAUGGAACUUAUUAAAUUCAUUCUAAAUUUGAAAACAUGUUAAUUUAUUUAUAAACGACAAUGAAUGGUACCUACAAGAUUUAUUUUAGUUAAAAAGAAAUUGUUACAUAUUAAAAAUGUAAUUUUUUAACAGUAGUUCUGUUUUUAGUACAAUGUGUGAUUCAAAAUUUAGUAAAAAUAUAUUGAUUAUGCAUGUAAAAAAAGGGCACAAAACAAAAUGAUCUUCAGUGUAUGUGUGCCUUUCAGAUAGACUAAGAAUAGGGCCGUUUGUAAUUUAAACUAUUAUAUUUUAGUGUAGACAACAUUAGUUUUAAACGCCUGUAAAUACAUUUUAUCAUUAUUUUUAUGAAAUGCAUUUCUUUGUAAGAAUCUAAAAUUUGAGGAGAAUAAAGUUUUAAAUAUUUUCCCGGUAACUGACAAUAAAGGAAUAAAAAUAA